This is a messenger RNA of Rhipicephalus sanguineus (brown dog tick), 1743 nucleotides long. RefSeq names its product putative phospholipase B-like 2. The transcript is spliced from 12 exons. The coding region runs from base 1 to 1635 and encodes 544 amino acids. Gene Ontology annotation, molecular function: glycerophospholipase activity. Lineage: Eukaryota; Metazoa; Arthropoda; Arachnida; Ixodida; Ixodidae. Gene Ontology annotation, biological process: phospholipid catabolic process. Gene Ontology annotation, cellular component: extracellular region. The record is from RefSeq and is a predicted model, not a curated record.
AUGCGGCUGCUGUGGCCGGGCACUGAACCCGCGACCUCGUCCUCGUGCGGGUUUGAUUCUGCGGCCUCAUGGGCGUUCCUUCAAAUCGAAACCAACGAGCGUGCGAAGGACGAAGUUCAAGCCUAUGCAGCAGGAGCUCUGGAGGCGUACCUCACGCGGCAACUGAUCGAGUACCACUGGACGAACAUGUUCGGAGGCUACUGCGACAGCCAGCCGGAGUACUGCCGCAAACUGGAGCAGUUUCUUGCCGAAAACAACAAAUACUCACAACAGCAGCAGGAUCUCCGAAAGAACAACGAGUCAUUUUGUGAAGAGCAGCGCGAGGCUGCCAUGUGCAGCUCGGUGCCCGAGGUCCAGGACUGGAUCCUGGAUUGGGCCAAGAGGGUAAAUCUUCAAAUGAAGCAGUUGACGGGUCUCAGCGAUGAAUUUGAAAACAACGCGCUAGACUAUUCAAACGAGCUGACGGACGUCCCGAGAGUUCAGUACCUGAACGCUCAGGGCGACAUCCAGGACUUGGAGCACGCCUUGGGGCGUGAAACAGACUUCUAUUCGAUCGACCAGAUAAUGGCUUGUUCCGCUGUGGUCAAAGUUGUCGGAGACAACGAGGGCCUCAUCUUCGGUCACGAUGCGUGGUUCGUUUAUCGGGCGAUGCUGCGCUUCCAGAAACACUACAUUUUCCCCUGGCAUCUCACGGCUUCUCAGACGGAACCAGAGGACGUCGUUCCAGGCCACACGUGGACUAUAUCUUCCUAUCCCGGCAUGCUUAUGUCGUGGGACAGCUUUUACCUUACUUCUGGAGGACUCGCAAUUACGGAGACACAAUUGUUGAACAACAACGAGGAGCUGCAGAAGCAAGUGACUCCCAGCGGCGGAAUCCCCGGAUGGAUAAGGGCAGCAGUCGCUUCCCGCCUCGCUACGUCCGGUGAAGAAUGGGUGCGCAUUAUGGCUACCGAAAACGGCGGCACAGCCAACAGUCAAAACUUAGUGGUUGAUUUCAAGCUCUUCACUCCUGGGCAACCUGUCAGCGACGGUACACUUUACCUUCUGGAACGGAUGCCAGGCUUUGCCAAAUACGAAGAUGUAAGCCACGGUCUCCGCGACAAGAAAUACUGGCCUGGCUACAACGUGGCAUAUUUUCCAGAAGUAUUCGAAAUGACGGCACAACCGGAGAACAUCAAGAAAUACGGCCGCUAUUACAGCUACGACGAAUGCCCGCGCGCUAGAAUGUUCCAGCGAGACAACGGCAAGCUUACAGACGUGGACUCCGUUGUGACGUACUUGAGGUACAACGACUACAAGAACGACCCGUUGUCGCGCUGCAACUGCACUCCGCCCUACAAUCCAGUGCUCGCCAUCUCAGCGCGCACGGACUUGCUUGACCCGAACGGACAGUACGAUGCCCCUGCGAUGAACCGGCGUGCUGUCGGUGGCAUUGACGCCAAGGUUACAAGUAAUGAACUCUUUCCGUCAUUGGAGUUUGUUGGUGAGAGUGGGCCCACGUGGAGAAUCCAGCCGCCCUUCCAAUGGAGCACCAGUGGACUGGCAGACAGCCAUCUCGGGCAGCCCGACAAGUGGCAGUUCAAGCCUAUUCAGCAUAAGUGGGAGCCGGCGCUGCGCAGCACCUCAAGCAGCUAAAUGCUGUCAAAAGCGGUCGCGUUUCGGUGACCGAAAGGUCACUUUAUACAAACAGAGGCAACUUAUGGCGCAGCUUGUAAUGCUCCGCAAUAAAGAAACGGUCGUAAG